Molecule: messenger RNA, 837 nt
Organism: Fusarium tjaetaba
Lineage: Eukaryota; Fungi; Ascomycota; Sordariomycetes; Hypocreales; Nectriaceae
Product: xyloglucan endo-transglycosylase
Exons: 1
Coding region: 1-837 (278 amino acids)
Biological process (GO): carbohydrate metabolic process
Molecular function (GO): hydrolase activity, hydrolyzing O-glycosyl compounds
Source: RefSeq, a predicted model, not a curated record
AUGAUCAACUCUCCCAACAACAUCUACAUUGAAAAGAAUGACGACAAAGACGCAGCCUCGGAUACGUUCCUCACUAUGCGAACCAUGCGGCUGCCCGGUUUCCAGAGCGCUGCAGAGUUCGACUCUGUGUCGACGUAUCACUACGUCUCAGUACGGAUGCUCGCUCGUGUCACCGGCAGCGCGGGUGCAUGCAUGGCUGUCUUCACGUACCUUGGGGGUGAAGAGCUGGCAGAUGUACAAGAAGCUGAUAUCGAGAUCAUGACCCGCGAUCCCAAGAACCGGGUUCAGUACACAAAUCAGCCUUCUUUCACAGAGGAUGGCGAUGAUAUCCCCAAAGCUACUCGUAACGGAACCCUGCCCGAGGGUGUUGAGUGGGAUGAUUGGGUGGUGCACCGAUUGGAUUGGACACCUAAGCGCUCAACCUGGUAUGCUAAUGGUCAAGAAGUUGCCAGUAUAGAAUUCCAGACACCCAAGGACCCGGCACAGAUCAUUCUCAACGCGUGGAGCGACGGUGGCUCGUGGAGCGGGAAUAUGAGUCUCAAUGGUGCAGCAUAUAUGCAGAUCCAGUGGAUCGAUAUGGUUUAUAAUGUUACCAAAGACAACGAGGAGAAGAGAAGUUUAGAUGGCAGGGGGUUGGAGAGAGAUGCUGAGCAAGACGGUGAGCUGGUUCGACGAGAUGAUAGUAAGGGUGCAUGUAAGGUCGUCUGUAGCAUCGAUGAGGCGGAUGAGGCUGGAGAGACCAAGAUACUUUCGAAGAGUGCGGCGUCUCACAUGCUGGAUAUGCGAUACGGGACAAGGACGAUUGCGUUUGGAAUCAUGCUUUUGGCGUAUAUAUAA